UUGGGCUAUCGAUAGUGCGCCUGGUCCAUCACUAUUUUAGCACACGCCGCGUAAAAGUGACGCCGAUUUCAAUUUCAACUAAUUGCAAAAUUUGUAUACAAAUCUAGGAACAAUGGCCGACUUGGACGAUUUUGACACCAUGUCCGAUGCCGACUUGCGUGCAAAGAUGAUUUCCCAGGGACUGCCAAAUAUUCCAGUUACAAACAGCAGCCGUAAGGUUUUGGUCAAGCGUCUGCGCGCCUCCCUUGGCGGCCAGACGACACCGGCAGUCGCUGCAAGUCCCAAGAAAAGCAACAAGCGUGAGACUCUGGUGCCAGCUGCACCUUCGGCCGCAGCUCCAGCUGCUGCCUCCAUUCCAGUGGACAAACCCGAUGGUGUAAAGCCGGGAUCUGCAGCUACCAAGGGACGCCGCACAAUUGCGUCCACAAUGAACGACAACAAAGCGGCCGAGCGGCGUCGUCCUGAGGAGCUGGUUGCUAAGAAACCGGCUGGUGCGGCUCCCGCACAGACACAGCGUCGUAUCUCAAGUUCCUCAGAAAGGCGGGAGGUUGUACUGGAGCGCCCAGUCAAGAAGCCAGAGCGUAUCGUCGAGGAGGUUGCUGUGCCCAAGCGCACCAACUACCAUGAGAACACUUUGGAGGUCAAUUCGAUGAUCGUCCUGGAGUCCGACGAAGAGGAGGACGAGCAGUUGGCUCGGGCGGCUGACCUUGUCGAGCUGCAGUACAAGGCCAAGGAGCAACCAAAACCCAGAUCGAAGCUGACGACCACCACAACUAAUACAUACGAGUAUACUGGCAAGUCAGCUGCCCAAAUGGCUCCACAGGUUUACAGUAGCAAGGCCGUGGACCCCCCACGCAGACAGGCAUACGAAUCCUCAGCUGCUACAGCUUUCAACAUGGCUCCUUCCAGCACAGCUUCUCGUACACAGACGAGCAGCUCCUCAUACGACUACCUCAGCAACCCCACCGGGCGCUACAGCAGCUUCGUGCGCUCGCCUACCCAGAGCUAUGUGACUGCAGCGGCAGCGGCUCCGGCCCUGGCCCCAGUCUUUGCCUCCAACUCAGGCCACCGUCGUUCCCCACCACGCCAACCAUUUGCCAACGAGCUAAGUGACGAAAACGAGGCGGACGAUGGCCAGUACGAGAGCACCUUUGCCCGCAACUUGGCCCGUCAGCGGUCCGACCGCAACAGUCCCUACAGCAGGCGCACCAUUGCCAGCACCGAUACUAUGGGCUAUGAGUUCCAGGCCCGCCGCUCCCUGCGCCCGGAAGAGGUCAGUGUCUCGGUGGCCUUUCGUCGCUGGCUCACUAGCUUGAACGGAGCCUACAAUCUUAAGUCUAAGAUGUUUAUAUUGUUAGUAGUCAUAUUGUUGAUUGGCGUCUACCUCGUGUUCCACUAGAGAAGAGCCCGGCCAGUGCCAUUUCUGAAUCUUAGCCUGAAAAUGUAAUUUUGUUUUGACGUUUCAAUUGUUUGUGAACGCUCAACAUCUGCGGGCGAUGUACUAUGUUUCAAUUUUAUGUUGGUUUGAGAUUGUCUAGCAUUAAGCUGUAUGUUAUCCGUGUUCCAAUAAAGCCCACUUAAAGAAGAA
This is a messenger RNA of Drosophila subobscura, 1588 nucleotides long. RefSeq names its product otefin. The transcript has a single exon. Lineage: Eukaryota; Metazoa; Arthropoda; Insecta; Diptera; Drosophilidae. The coding region runs from base 113 to 1399 and encodes 428 amino acids. The record is from RefSeq and is a predicted model, not a curated record.